CAGCCGCCGAUAUCCAUAUAAAUAGGCUGGUCACCGGUCGUAUUGCAGUUCAGUACUCGAAGCGGAGCACUUCUUUCCAAGCCAUGUCAGUCAUAGGAUUUAUCAAUAGCCUUCUGGUUGCCCUGCUCCUUUUCCUUGCCGCCGUCUCCGGUUCCCCGGCUCGUGGAUAUUACCAGCCUUCAACGCGAGGCGGUCGCAGCUACACGGAUAUCGCCAGAGUCGUUAAUCCCAAUCAAUACGCCUUCCCUGGAUCUCGCCCUUACCCUGGACAACCUUUCUGGCCAUCAGGAUAGGACUCACACAUAGUUUUGUAUUAAGAAAUGUUCUCAGGAAAAGCUAGACAAUGAACUGUAAUAUUGUGUACAGGAAAAUAUUCAAUAGUAUUAAGGUUAAGAUUAGCACCAAAAACAGUGCUACCAAAACUAAUUAAUAAUUAAUCUAGUAAAUGUUAUAAAGAAAAUACAUAAAGGUUUUUUUUCUUCUUUAAUCAAUUAUUGUACCUUUGGUUUUCAUAUUUUCCUGUCAUUACCAAUGAUUCGAACAGAGUUAAUGAAUAAACUGCAUUAGCUAGUCACGCCUACUUUGACUGGUUUUGUCCACCUAUGAAAAGUUUAUAACCACAAAAAAUCAUGAAUACUAUCCAGAAAGAUAAAGUU
This is a messenger RNA of Drosophila eugracilis, 656 nucleotides long. RefSeq lists its product as uncharacterized. The record is from RefSeq and is a predicted model, not a curated record. Bases 84 to 293 code for a protein of 69 amino acids. The transcript has a single exon. NCBI's taxonomy places the organism in Eukaryota, Metazoa, Arthropoda, Insecta, Diptera, Drosophilidae.